Molecule: messenger RNA, 1655 nt
Organism: Morus notabilis
Lineage: Eukaryota; Viridiplantae; Streptophyta; Magnoliopsida; Rosales; Moraceae
Product: probable inactive patatin-like protein 9
Exons: 2
Coding region: 392-1561 (389 amino acids)
Biological process (GO): lipid metabolic process
Source: RefSeq, a predicted model, not a curated record
UUAAACUCUCAACUACUCCGACUCAGAGCAACACACAGACACAGAAGAGUCCCUGAGAAAGAGAGAGUUUAUAAAGAGAGAAAAACUGAGAAAAGUGAGUUCUUGCCACAAUAGCAUUCUUUCGUUUCAUCCCCCAUUUAAUGCCUCUCAGCAAUAAAGCGUGAACGCUCUUCGCUUUUAGUUUUUUCACGUUAAUUUCCAUCUCAGAAUUACCAGCAAAUUAACGAACAGUACUACUCUUCCCUCGUAGCCCACAUUCGAAAAGCUCAGAUUCUCUCUCUCUCGAGAGAGAAAACUUUCGUUUCGCGCUAUCUUUUCUUAUACCAUUUUCGUUAUAAUAUAGAUAUAAAUAUACGUAUCGAUACAGGUAGAGAGAAGAGGGGGGAUAGAAAUGGAGCUGAGUAAGGUAACCCUGGAGAUCUUCACGAAACUGGAGCAGAAAUGGCUCUCCCACUGCGAAACCACCAAGAAGACGCGCAUUCUCAGCAUCGACGGCGGUGGAACCACCGGCAUUGUCGCCGGAGCGGCUCUGAUCCAUCUUGAGGACCAGAUCCGUCUCAAAACCGGCGAUCCUCACGCUCAAAUCGCUGAUUUCUUCGAUCUUGUUGCUGGAACAGGUAUCGGAGCCAUCCUCGCGGCCAUGAUCGCCGCGGACGAUGGUUCUGGCCGUCCUCUAUUCAACGCAAGGGAGGCGGUGAAUGCCAUUGCGGAGAAGAACCCCGAGCUGUUCAAGGUCAAGCUAACUGGAGUUUUUCGCCGGCGGCGGAGAUUCUCCGGCGUGAGCAUGGAGAAUGUGCUCAAGGAGGUGUUUAAGAGAGAUCAGGACGGGAAGGUAUUGACUCUGAAAGACACGGUCAAGCCUCUCAUCGUCCCGUGCUUCGACUUGAAGAGCUCGGCGCCGUUCGUCUUCUCCCGCGCCGACGCGACCGAGUCGCCGAGCUUCGACUUCGAGCUGUGGAAGGUCUGCCGCGCCACGUCAGCCACGCCGAGCCUCUUCAAGCCGUUCAACCUGAGCUCCGUCGACGGAAAGACGUCGUGCUCCGCCGUCGACGGCGGACUCGUGAUGAACAACCCGACGGCGGCGGCGGUGACGCACGCGCUCCACAACAAGCGCGACUUCCCGUCGGUUAACAGCGUGGAUGAUCUGUUAGUCCUGUCGUUAGGGAACGGCCAGCUGAUCGGAAAGAAAAAUGUCCACCGCCGCGACGGCGAUUGCUCCACGUCGUCGAUUGUUGACAUUGUGCUCGAUGGAGUUUCCGAGACCAUUGACCAAAUGUUGGGGAACGCAUUCUGUUGGAACCGUACGGACUACGUCCGAAUUCAGGCGAAUGGAUAUGGGAGUGAAGGGUUAGUGGGGCCGAGAAGGAAGGAAGAGGAAGUGGAAGUGUUGAAAGAGAGAGGGGUUGACUCGUUACCGUUUGGCGGGAAGCGGUUACUGACGGAGACUAACGGCCAGAGAAUCGAGUGUUUCGUUGAACGCCUUGUGGCUUCCGGAAAGACCAGCCUGCCCCCCAGCCCCUGCAAGGAAUCUGCCGUUAGCCCUCUUGCUAACGGCCGUUAGAUUGUUUUUGCCUGGAUCUUACCCCCUCUGGUUUAUAUAUAUUUAUAUUUUUUCCUCUUUUAACUCUGUAAGACUGUAAUGUAAACCAACGCAG